Messenger RNA from Anarrhichthys ocellatus (wolf-eel), 2298 nucleotides. Its product is annotated as gastrula zinc finger protein XlCGF57.1-like. Bases 54 to 1931 code for a protein of 625 amino acids. Gene Ontology annotation, biological process: regulation of transcription by RNA polymerase II. The record is from RefSeq and is a predicted model, not a curated record. Gene Ontology annotation, molecular function: DNA-binding transcription factor activity, RNA polymerase II-specific. The transcript has 2 exons. Lineage: Eukaryota; Metazoa; Chordata; Actinopteri; Perciformes; Anarhichadidae. Gene Ontology annotation, cellular component: nucleus.
UGUACUCUCGUUGUUUACAUGCUCCUCUUUGUUCGGUGGAAGUUCCGCUAAAAAUGUCCAAAAAACGGUCGAAGAGCAUCGAAAACCGGAGCCUGCGGGACAACCGGAGCCUGCGGGCUGCGAUCCACGAGCAUCUGUCUGCGGCCGCGGAGGAGAUCUUCUGUCUGCUGAAGGAGCGACAGGCGGACGUGGAGCUGAAGCAACGCGUCACGGAGCGGAUCACCGCGGCCGUGGAGCUCAUCUUCACCGCGUUAGGAGCCUCUACAGCGGCCGAGAGACAACCGGAGGAGCCCGCCGACAGAGAGUUUCAUCUCUCUGAUGGACAUCUUAAGCAGGACGACCUAGACCAACUGCAGGACCCUCUGCCCAGCACUUCCUCCAGACCAGACAGUGUUUCUGAACCAGACCGCCAACCGGACUCUCCGGACUAUCUGGCCGGCAAGGAGGAAGAGGACGAGAGUGACGAAGAGGCGCCCCCUCACUGCUGCAGAGUGUGCGGGAAGUCAUUCAACAGAAAAGGCUUUUUGAUGAAACACGUGGAGAAACACUUGAAGGAGGCGGAGUGUGUUUGCGGUCUGUGUGGGGAGCGUUCGGAGUCCACCGACGGUCUGAGGCUGCACCUCCAAACGCACCGCGACAGCAGCAGGACCUGCCACUUCUGCAGCAAGAAGUUCCCCUCCAUCCGCGCACAGGAGACGCACCUGAGGCUGCACACCGGAGAGAAACCAUUUAGCUGCCACAUCUGCGGAAAAGGCUUCAACCAGAAGGGUAACAUGGUGACACACAUGAGGAUCCACACAGCGGAGAAGCCGUUCAGGUGCACUUUGUGUCACAAAGAGUUCAGCCACACCGGCUCUCUGGAGCGACACAUGAAGGUCCACGACGGACAGACACCGUUCAGCUGCAAAGUCUGCGGCAAAAGCUUCAACAAGAGUGCUGAGCUGAGGCAACACGUACGGAGCCACGAGUCCACCGAAGCGCCCGCCGCCAGGAGCAGACGCAGGAAACCGAGUCUGACUCCUUCUCACUGCUGCAAGGUCUGCGGGAACGCCUUUCACAAUAAAGGUAACUUUGUGCGGCACGCAGAGACUCAUUUAAACGAUCCCGAAUGUCGUUGUGGCGUCUGUGGAGAGCAGUCAGAGUCCUCAGAGAGUCUGCAGAUUCACAUCCAGAGCCAUAGAGAAACCAACAGGAUGUGUGACAUCUGCGGGAUCAGCUUCAGGGACAUGGAGAUCCACAUGAGGACACACACCGGCCAGAAACCCUUCAGCUGCAAAGACUGCGGAAAAGACUUCCCCAGGAAGGGCUCUCUGGAGAGACACAUGAAGCUGCACGCCGGCGAGAGGCCGUACAUCUGCGAGUUCUGCGGGAAGACUUUCAUUGAAAACACCGUCCUGAAGAGACACAUCAAGAGCCACACGGGAGGGAAGCCCAGGAUUUACUCCUGUGACAUCUGCAGCAAAACAUUCACCAUGAGCCAGCAUCUGGACGUGCACAAGAGGAUCCACACUGGGGAAAAACCGUACACCUGCAGGGUCUGCGGGAAGAACUUCCGGCAGAUCGGCAACCUGGACUCCCACAUGAGGAUCCACACUGGCGAGAAGGCGUUCAUCUGCAGCCUCUGCGGGAAGAGGUUUCGCCAGAAGAUUUCUCUGGAGACGCACGAGAGGUUCCACAAGAAGGAGAAACCGUUCAGCUGCCAGCUGUGCAGCAAAGGCUUUGUCCAGAAGAUCGACCUGAAGAGACACAUGCUGACGCACACGGGUGAGAAACCCUACAGCUGUAGCGUCUGUGGGAAGAGCUACCAGGAGAAACGCUCGGUGGUCUCUCACAUGAAGAUCCACGCCGGAGAACGAGCCGUAAGGGUCUCCGAGGGGACGCCGAACCUGAACCGCCAGGAAGGAGUUCACACCAACUUCAUCCAGCUGUGACCUCCGUCCAGCUGCAUGUAUACACACAUACAUAUAUACUAGAUUAAAAUAUAUCUAAGUUUAAACCUCUUCAAUCAAUAUUUACUGUUUUCAAGAAUACAAUAAUUCAACACGAUGUCAUGUGACUCUGAGGACGUUUGAAUAAUUUCACAUGUAAAUAAAACAUCUGGAGAGAAGACAGUAUCAGUAUUCAAUAUGUCAAUAUGUCAAUAUAACAGCUGGUUCAUAACGUUUAUUUUGUGGUUUAUGAAUAAAGUUUUAUUCUGUCUGUUAAUGUGAAGACUUUUAAAUUGAAGCUGAGUCAGGAUUUCUUCUUUCAGUUACCCAAUAUUCAAAGUAAACAUUUAUUAUUAGAUUAUAUAUAAUU